AUUUUUUUAAUGACUUUAAUCUGAUACUUUCUAUAUCAUUUGCAGGCUCCAUCUGCAGUCCUAGUAACGUGCGUCAAAGUUUGGAAAAUGAGUUACAGUUAAGAAGUCCUCAUGCAGACUCAGAGGACCAGAAUACUUCACACACCAAUGUAGAAGGUAGUUGUGACUGUACAAUCAAUUCUGACUCAAGUAACAGCAUUCAAAGUGAGAAAUGUCCAGAAGAAAAUGAUAGCUUAAGAGUUGAAUGUAGGAAUAAUAUUAAGGAAGCAGACUCAGAGGACCAGAAUACUUCACACACCAAUAUAGAAGGUAGUUGUGACCGUGCAAUCAACUCUAUCCCAAGAGACAGUAUUCUAAAUGAGAAACGUCUGCAGAAAUUUGGUGCCGAAAGACUUGAAUGUAGGGAUGACGAAAAAUCUUCCAUUAACUGUGACGACAUACCCUCUGUGAUCAUUUCCUCAAUGGAAAUGCCUCAUCAAUGUUCAGAGUGUAACAAGAAAUUUCCUACAAGACAUCGACUGAAGAGACAUGUUUUAACACACACUGGGGAAAAACCUUAUUCAUGCGCUGUAUGUAGUAAACGACUUGCCAACAAGCGUAACCUUGCAGGCCAUAUGCUUACACAUUCAGAUGAAAUGCCUUUUCAAUGUCCAGAUUGUAACACGAAAUUUCCAUUAGAAUUCCAAAUGACAGAACAUUUAAGGCGACACAUGGAAAGGACACCCCAUCAAUGCCUUGUGUGUAAUAAGGUCUUCAGUGACAAAUCUAAGCUUGUUGAACACAUGUUUAUACAUACCGGAGAAACAUCUCAUCAGUGUUCAGAGUGUAAUAAGAAAUUUCCUUCAAGAUGUCGAUUGAAGAGGCAUUUUCAAACACACACUAGCAAAAAGCCUUAUUCUUGCGCUGUAUGUAGUAAACAACUUGCCAACAUGCGUAACCUCGCUGAACACAUGCUUAUACAUUCAGAUGAAAUGCCUUUUCAAUGUCCAGAUUGUAACAAGAAAUUUCCAUUAGAAUUUCAACUGACAGAACAUUUAAGGCGACAUAUGGGAAGGACACCCCAUCAAUGCCUUGUGUGUAAUAAGGUCUUCAGUGACAAAUCUAAGCUUGUUGAACACAUGUUUAUACAUACCGGAGAAACAUCUCAUCAGUGUUCAGAGUGUAAUAAGAAAUUUCCUUCAAGAUGUCGAUUGAAGAGGCAUUUUCAAACACACACUAGCAAAAAGCCUUAUUCUUGCGCUGUAUGUAGUAAACAACUUGCCAACAUGCGUAACCUCGCUGAACACAUGCUUAUACACUCAGAUGAAAUGCCUUUUCAAUGUCCAGAUUGUAACAAGAAAUUUUCAUUAGAAUUCCAAAUGACAGAACAUUUAAGGCGACACAUGGAAAGGACACCCCAUCAAUGCCUUGUGUGUAAUAAGGUCUUCAGUGACAAAUCUAAGCUUGUUGAACACAUGUUCAUACAUAACAGAGAAACGUCUCAUCAGUGUUCAGAGUGUAAUAAGAAAUUUCCUUCAAGAUGUCGAUUGAAGAGGCAUUUUCAAACACACACUGGGGAAAAGCCUUAUUCCUGUACUGUGUGUAGUAAACAAGUUGCGAGCACGAGUAAUCUUGCUGACCAUAUGCUAACACAUUCGGAUGCAAUUUUUAUUCAUUGUCCAAAGUGUUAUAAACGGUUUACUGUUCAAAGCAAACUCACAAAGCAUAUGCUACAUCACGUUGGGCAAAUUCCUUUUAAUUGUUCAGAGUGUAACAAAAAAUUUCCGACAAAAUGUCGACUGAAAAGACAUAUAAGAACACACACGGGUGAAAAGCCUCAUUCCUGUGAUAAGUGUGGUAAGCGAUUUGCGAAGAAGUGUAGUCUUGCUUACCAUAUGCUUGUACAUUCAGGUGAAAAGCCUCACCAAUGUGUAGAGUGUAACAAGACAUUUAAGUCCAAAUUGUACCUGAAAAGACACAUGAGAACUCAUACGGGUGAGAAGCCAUAUUUGUGUUCUGUGUGUGGGAAGGGAUUUUGUACUAAACGCCCCUUAGAAGAACACAUGCUGCAACAUACUGGAGAAAUACCUUAUCAAUGCUCUGAGUGUAAGAAAGCAUUUGCUGUUGAAGGUAACCUUACAAGGCACAUGUUGCAACAUGCUAAAGAAAAGCCUUAUCCAUGUUCAGAGUGUAACAAACAAUAUGAAUUUAAAUAUAAACUGUUAAGACAUUUCAAAACACAUACUGGUGAAAAGUCUUGCUUGUGUACUGUGUGUGGUAAGACAUUUGCCACUAAUAGUUACCUAUCUCAGCAUAUGGUUAUACACACUGGAGAAAAACCUUAUCACUGUCCUCAGUGUAAUAAGAGAUUUUCAUUUAAGACUAGCCUUACUAAGCACCUGCUUAUACAUAAUGGAAAAUAACAAUAUCGGAGCUCUCGAUGUAGCUUGCAAGUCUAACAAAUCUCAACCGAUUUAAAAAAAGGCUUGUACAGGUGUUGUGUGGGAUUGAUGUUUUAAAAUAGCUAAAAUUCAGAAUUAUCUUGUAAACAAUAGACCAUUAGUACUAAGCACCAUACAACUGUGACUAUUGUUAGUAGUAGUAUUAUUAUUAGAUAUUUACUUUGAAAUAUGAUCUCAGUAGACACCUUAGGUUUUACACUGUAGAGAAAAGCCUUAUCUUUAUUUAGAGUGUAAUAAGAUAUUUACCUUGAAAUCUCGCCUCGUGAGACACAUGACCGGUCAUACUAGGGAAAAAAAGGCAUAUCAAUGUUCUGAAUAUGACACAAGAUCUGUACAGAAAUGUGACCUUAUUAGGGGUAUGAGAACACAAAUGCACCUGCUAAAAAUGUUUUCAGGGUUCCGAAUGUUACUCCAUCUCUAUUUUACUUUCGUGAUAUUACGUCCCCUUCAGUUCAUAGUUGUCAUACCCAUGGCUUUAAAGUCCAUGUUUUUUUGUUCAAGUUCCAUUGUAUAUAUGUUUAUUCAGUUGCUUUGAUUUGUUUUGUGAUGUUUUUUAAUAAUUUUUUAAAUAUUCCUUGUCUUUUGUGUAUCAAAUAAAUAAUAACAAACAAGUACACUGGAAAUCCAAACUUUUCAUUCUUCUGGAUGUAUUUAAAGAUUUGUACAUAAAUCUUACCUCUUAAUUCACCUUAAAAUGAACACCUUAAAGGGAAUCAUAUGUUAUUUUUAUUUCCAAUUAAAAAACAAAAGUUUGUUCAUUAAAGUGACAUCAUAUAACUAA
Strongylocentrotus purpuratus (purple sea urchin) is the source of this 3222-nucleotide messenger RNA. Its product is annotated as zinc finger protein 836-like. The record is from RefSeq and is a predicted model, not a curated record. Lineage: Eukaryota; Metazoa; Echinodermata; Echinoidea; Camarodonta; Strongylocentrotidae. The coding region runs from base 462 to 2402 and encodes 646 amino acids. The transcript has a single exon.